CGCGAGGUUUGGACCGAGUGGGCGUGUCCUAGGUGCCACGUCAGGUUUUAAGCCCGGUGUUGCUAACGGAUCCGGGAGAGCGGAGAGAGGGAUCUGGAGAAAAGGGUCACCGGGGGACGCUCUGGCCUCGUUCUCCCCACGACUCUAUGCCCCUGGAGGACUGUAGCCCCAGAAGAAGAGUCAAUGGUCAAGAUGGUGGUGUGCUGGCGGCCGUGGAACAUGGUGACCCUCCUGGUGGCCUGUUCUGUAUUGCUGCUUCUGCUGGGGAUGUCAUCUGCACAGCACGAAGGCUUCCACGGCCAUGCGCACGAGGACUUGCACCACGGACACAGCCAUGAGGAUUUGCACCACGGCCACAGCCACGCCGACCACGGCCACACGCACGAGCACCUCUGGCGCGACCCCGCUGAGCACCACCACCAUCAUGAUGACCACGAGGACUUGCACCACGGCCACAGCCAUGAGGAUUUGCACCAUGGCCACAGCCACGCCGGCCACGGCCACACACACGAGCACCUCUGGCGCGACCCCGCUGAGCACCACCACCAUGAUGACCAUGAGGACUUCCACCACGGCCACAGCCACUUGCACGAGGGACCCCGCCACGGUCACAGCCACAGCCACGCACAGGAAGGGGCCCACAGCCACCUUCAUGGGCAUUCGCACGAGGACCACGUUGGUGGCCCCAGCCAGGGCGGGGCCUUCCCCAACCACGAGAGGCCCCCUCCCAGGAGAGAGAAGCUGGAGACAGCGUGGCUGUGGACUUACGCCAUCGGGGCCACGUUGCUGAUCAGUGCGGCGCCCUACUUCAUCCUCUUCCUGAUCCCGGUGGAGUCCAACUCCGCCCAGCACCAGGCCUUGCUCAAGCUGCUGCUCAGCUUCGCCUCGGGGGGGCUCCUGGGAGACGCCUUCCUCCACCUCAUCCCCCACGCCUUGGAGCCCCAUUCCCACCACGGGGACACAGCCGGGCACCCCCACUCCCACGCCGGGCCCACUGGACACGGACACUCCCACCAGGGCCCUGAGCACCAGCACAUGAUGUCAGUGGGCCUGUGGGUCCUGGGGGGCAUUGUGGCCUUCCUGGUGGUGGAGAAGUUUGUGCGGCACGUCAAGGGGGGGCACAGCCACGGGCACGGCCACAGCCACGCCUCCAAGGCCAAGAGCAGUGAUGACGAAGGAGAGAAGGCAGUCCUCAAGAAGAAGGAGAAGGAGAGGAAGGCCCCUGGGAGCAACAUGCGCGUGGCUGGCUACCUGAACCUGGCGGCGGACUUUGCGCACAACUUCACGGACGGCCUGGCGCUGGGGGCCUCCUUCCUGGCCGGAAGCACUGUGGGCGCCGUCACCACCCUCACCGUCCUGCUCCACGAAGUGCCCCACGAGGUCGGGGACUUCGCCAUCCUCGUCCAGUCCGGCUGCAGCAAGCGCAAGGCUAUGAAGCUGCAGCUGGUGACGGCGCUGGGGGCGCUGGCGGGGACGGUGGUCUCUCUGCUGGCGGAGGGGGCGGGGGAGGCGGCCACGGCCUGGAUCCUGCCCUUCACGGCCGGGGGCUUCAUCUACGUGGCCACCGUCUCGGUCCUGCCGGAGCUGCUCCAGGAAUCCGGCCCGAUCCAGUCCCUCCUGCAGGUGAUGGGCUUGGUGGCAGGCGUGGCCAUGAUGGUCUUCAUCGCCCAGUACGAGUAGCCGCCCUUCCCGGACAGCGGGCGCUUCCCUCGAGGAGACAAAGGGAGCGCCAGAACUUCCUCACUUCCCCCACUUUGUGGGGCGCUGUGAAGACCCGUCAAGAGAGGAAGCGUGCCUCGUACUCCCGGGAGCCAACUCUUCCGCCCUGGUGGGCUUCGGAUUUCCUGGUCCUCCGGGAGCACCGUGAGGACCCUGCAAUUAGGAAGUGAAUCUGUUACUCUAGGAAGCCAACAAUUCUUUGUCAUUUUGUCCAGAUUUCCCUUUCCUCUCGAGCAAAGAGGAAGCGCUCCAGAGGGCCAACUUGUCGAGAUUUCAUGUUCCUCCUGCCCUCCAGGGGGCGCCAUGAAGUGAAGAGGAAGUCGGUCUGGGACUCCAGAGAGUUCAACUCUUCUGUCCCGACUCGUCCAGGAGGACACAGAACGAUGGUGGUUGGGAUUAAUAUGGGAUGUGGAAGGGGAUGGGACAUCUCCAGCGGGAUGCGUCUGGAUAUGAUGGUGGUUGGGAUAAUUAUGGGAUGUGGAAGGGAAUGGGAUAUCUCCGGCGGGAUUCAUCUGGACUCUGAUAACGACGACAAGGGCUUUGUUGUUGGGUUGAGUGAUGGGACUUGCGAUCCUUCUUGUCUUCGGUCUCAUGGGCCAAAGCCCCCCCUACUAAUGAAUGGGGAAGGGGCCAUCGGGAAAAAGGACCAAAACAAGAAGGAAUUCAUACACAAAUUGGGACACUUGGAAUCGUCUUGAGGACAAUAUCGCACAACGCUGUCGUUCCACUUCUAAUGGUUCCAAUGGAAUCCUGGGACUUGUAGUACACAGGGAGGGACCUUGAAAGUUCUCCUGGGCUUAUUACUCAACUACAGAUCCCAGGGUUCUGCCUGAGGGAGCCGUCGUAGUGGAGUAACAGCUAAUGUGAUUCCGCCUUAAGGCUGAAAGUGGUCUACAAGAAGGGAUUCAUUCACAAAUUGGGACACUUGAAAUCGUCUUGAGGACAAUAUCGCACAACGCUGUCGUUCCAUUUCUAAUGCUUCCAAUGGAAUCCUGGGACUUGUAGUUCAGAGGGAAGGACCUUUAAAGUUCUCAACCAGAGAGAACACAUGUUCCUCAACUACAAAUCCCAGGGUUCUGCCUGAGGGAGCCGUCGUAGUGGAGUAACAACUUAUGUGAUUCUGCCUUAAGGCUGAAAGUGGUCUUUGUGACUACGCCUCCCACAAUCCCCUGCCCAGGCUGGUGUGUGGGGAUUCUGGGAGUUGUAGUCCCUCCUUUCUCUGACUGGGUGGGGACAUUGUUCGAAAAAUCAUGGUUCCAGAAUGUAUAUAACGGUGGAAAGUGGGGGCCAGGUUAGAGUUUCGUGGCUGGUUUUCCAGGCCUUUGGAACUUGGGUGUUGCUUGUGGGGAUGAUGGGAUGCUUAGUCUCCCCAGUGGGCCACCAAAAAAAUAGGUAGUAAAAGAGACCCCCAAGUUUCUUGGAAGGCAGGCAUGGGCAAACUUGGGCCCUCCAGGUGUUUUGGACUUCAACUCCCACAAUUCCUAACAGCCUAUCGGCUGUUAGGAAUUGUGGGAGUUGAAGUCCAAAACACCUGGAGGGCCCAAGUUUGCCCAUGCCUGCCUUCCAAGGGCUGUCGGAAUGGUACAUUUCUUUUUAUAUGCAUAUCUAUAUAUUUACAUGAUAUCUUUUGGAAUCUUAGGCUGUUAGGAAUUGUGGGAGUUGUAGUCCAAAAUGCCCGCCGGGCCCAAGUUUGCCCAUGCCUGUAGUAGAGCAUUACACGGGGUGUUAUGAUGGAAGAAAGCUAAUUUGGGAUCAGUUUCAAAUACUAAAUUGUGGCAACUGAAAUUUGUACGUUGGUUGUGAGUCAUGCUGAAAACGAAGGAAGAAAGGAACAGAAUCCGGGACAUUUUCAGCGUAGCUGGGGAAAUAGGAAGGCGGAGAAUUAAUCCAUGCAUCGUGUUUUGAUUAUUUUGAUAGAAUUCUAAGUGAUUUCAUUCCAUUUCUAUAUGCUGUAGAUUUUUAAUUGCCCCUCCUUUUUUUAAAAGAAAAAUGUUGUGAUCUGCUUUGGGUCUUGAUCAAGAGAGAGAAAAAUUGGUAUAAAUAUAACAUGAUUAUUUUAAAAACCAACAUGUUUAUAAACUCUUUUCAACAUUGAGAAAGGCGGUAAUUGUCCAAUACAUCACCGAUACCACCAAUCCAUCUAUUAAAACAGCCCUCCCCUCCGUCUAAAAACAUUGAUCAUGACGUUUUUGAAAUGUUAAGUGUAGUUGGAUAGAACUUACUCAACCUUGAAGCCAUUUCAAAGCUCCCUGUUUGAGCAUUGAUGGCAUGAUCGUCAGCAUAGAGGAAACUCUCUGCCCCUUCUGGCAGGGGCUGGUCAUUGGUUUUUCUGUACAUUAUAGCUGUAUUCUCAAUUCGCUUCUGACGUGAUCUAUAUAAAUAACAAUGUAGUAUUGUCGAAGGCUUUCAUGGCCGGAA
This is a messenger RNA of Anolis sagrei ordinatus, 4137 nucleotides long. RefSeq names its product solute carrier family 39 member 7 (gene SLC39A7). Gene Ontology annotation, cellular component: membrane. The record is from RefSeq and is a predicted model, not a curated record. Gene Ontology annotation, molecular function: zinc ion transmembrane transporter activity. Gene Ontology annotation, biological process: intracellular zinc ion homeostasis; zinc ion transmembrane transport. Lineage: Eukaryota; Metazoa; Chordata; Lepidosauria; Squamata; Anolidae.